CGGUGGACCUUAUUAUAUCAACCUUCAUCUUUCUCUUGAAUGAUGAAAUGUGAAGAAUAUAUAUCAUUAUAUUACCCCUCACCCUUAUCAUUGAUCUCAACUAUCCUGUUUCAUCUUCCAAAGAAGAAAAAGCUUUAACAUUUCAAUGGCUUCUCUUACUAACUCAAUUCUUACAUUCCAAACAAGUACACCCCAUCAGCACGAAGGUACUUGUUUUAGACCCGAUUCAUUGCUUUAUUCUUCUUUUUUUCCUAGCCAAAAGUUUCCAAAUAUAGUCAAAUUGUCAACAAGAACACCCUCCUUGUCUUCUAAAACUGGCCGAUCUCUCACAUCUAUCAUCAAUGAGCUCGAAAAGGAAAGGGACAAUAAUAUGGUGGAUGAAUUAGAAGAAGGUGAAAGUACUAGUACAACGACAAUAAAGAUUCAAGAACCAGAACUAGCAGACUAUUGGCUAGAAAUUCUUGGCAAAGAUGAUUGGGUAGGCAUUCUUGAUCCACUAGAUCCACUUUUACGAAAUGAGUUAAUUCGAUAUGGAGAAAUGGCUCAAGCUUGUUACGAUGCUUUUGAUUUUGAUCCAUAUUCUAAGUACUGUGGGAGCUGCAAAUUUCCACGGCACAAAUUCUUUGAUGGUCUAGACAUGGCCAACUAUGGCUACGAUAUCACACGUUACCUAUAUGCAACUUCAAAUAUUAACUUGCCAAAUUUCUUCAAACAAUCUCGUUGGCCUAAGGUAUGGAGCAAAAACGCAAAUUGGAUUGGUUAUGUUGCUGUUUCGAAUGACGAAACCUCGAAACGCUUAGGCCGCCGUGACAUAACGAUUUCAUGGAGAGGGACUGUGACUCGUUUGGAGUGGAUUGCUGAUUUAAUGGACUUUCUCCGUCCAAUAUCUUCAGACAAAAUACCUUGCCCUGAUCCUAAUGUCAAGGUCGAAUCUGGGUUUCUUGAUCUCUACACUGACAAAGACGAGAAUUGCAGGUACUGCAAGUUCUCAGCAAGAGAACAGAUACUAACGGAGGUGAAAAGAUUAGUAGAAAAGUACCCAACUGAGGAAAUGAGCAUAACAGUGACUGGACACAGUUUAGGCAGUGCUUUGGCAAUAUUGAGUGCGUAUGAUAUUGUGGAAACAGGAGUAAAUGUAAGGGCAAAUACUAGGGCUGUGCCUAUUGGUGUAUUUUCCUUUGCAGGGCCAAGAGUGGGAAAUACAAGGUUUAAACAAAGACUUGAAAUGUUGGGUGUGAAAGUUCUGAGAGUUGUGAAUGUUCAUGACAUUGUUCCAAAGUCCCCUGGGUUAGUGUUUAAUGAGCAUUCUCCGUCAAUGGUUAUGAAGAUUUGUGAAGGGUUGCCGUGGAGUUAUUCGCAUGUUGGAGUAGAAUUGGCUUUAGAUCACAAGAAUUCGCCUUUCUUGAAACCAACUAAUGAUCUUGUUUGUGCUCAUAAUUUGGAGGCUCAUUUACACUUGCUUGACGGAUAUCAUGGGAAAGGAAGAAGGUUUGUGCUAGCAAAGGGAAGGGAUAUAGCACUCGUAAACAAAGCAUGUGAUUUCUUGAAAGAUCAUUACUGUGUUCCACCAAAUUGGAGGCAAGAUGAGAACAAAGGGAUGAUUAGAGACAAAGAUGGCCGUUGGAUUCAACCUGAACGUCCCAGAGUACUUGAUGAUCACCCUCCUGAUAUUCAUCAUCACCUUAAACAUUUAGGCCUUUCAUCUUCUUGAUAAUAUAAUGAACGGAAAAAUAAAACUUAACUAAGAAGUACAUCACUAGAUAUAUAUAUUGGAUUUCGAUGUAUAUGCAAAAUGUACAAUGUGAAUAUGUGAUGUACCCUCAUGAGCCGAGGCUGAGUUAGAGUUUAGUUAUCGAUUUGUUAGAACUCAGUAACUUUUUUGUAUUUGUAUUUAGAAAUUAACUAAAUAUAUAUAAAUAAAUC
Nicotiana tabacum (common tobacco) is the source of this 1923-nucleotide messenger RNA. RefSeq names its product phospholipase A1-Igamma2, chloroplastic-like. Lineage: Eukaryota; Viridiplantae; Streptophyta; Magnoliopsida; Solanales; Solanaceae. Gene Ontology annotation, molecular function: glycerophospholipase activity. Gene Ontology annotation, biological process: lipid metabolic process. The record is from RefSeq and is a predicted model, not a curated record.